Molecule: messenger RNA, 2388 nt
Organism: Hyaloscypha bicolor E
Lineage: Eukaryota; Fungi; Ascomycota; Leotiomycetes; Helotiales; Hyaloscyphaceae
Product: kinase-like protein
Exons: 2
Coding region: 1-2388 (795 amino acids)
Biological process (GO): protein phosphorylation; intracellular signal transduction
Cellular component (GO): cytoplasm; nucleus
Molecular function (GO): ATP binding; protein serine/threonine kinase activity
Source: RefSeq, a predicted model, not a curated record
AUGACCGUAGCGUACGAUCUCACCCAUCGAGGGUCGACACCUCAAACCACACCAGGCACGGCGUUGGAAGACCGAUUUGAGGUCUUGAAAGACAUCGGAGAUGGCAGCUUUGGAAGCGUCGUGCUUGCGCGAGUUCGUGCUGCAGGUUCUAGUGUGGCACGACGAGGAACUAUCAUCGCGAUCAAAACGAUGAAGAAGCAAUUCGAGUCCUUCGCUCCGUGUCUCGAACUUCGAGAGGUCGUAUUCCUCAGAACUCUUCCUCAACAUCAACACCUUGUCCCAGCAUUGGACAUCUUCCUCGAUCCCUUCAGUAAGAAGCUCCACAUAUGCAUGGAAUACAUGGACGGGAAUUUAUAUCAAUUGAUGAAAGCCCGUGACCACAAAUGUUUAGAUGUCGCCAGUGUCAAAAGUAUCCUGUUCCAAAUUAUGCAGGGUUUGGAGCAUAUUCACGCUCACCAUUUCUUCCAUCGCGACAUCAAACCCGAGAACAUCCUCGUGUCGACAUCAACACAGCAAGACUCGGGUACAUCCUUUCGACGAUACUCGGCCAUGGUCACUCCUCCCUCAACUCCACCCGCGUACACGGUUAAGAUUGCCGAUUUUGGACUUGCUCGGGAGACUCACUCGAAACUCGCCUAUACAACUUACGUCUCGACUCGUUGGUAUCGCGCGCCCGAAGUUUUACUUCGUGCGGGAGAGUACUCGGCACCAGUUGACAUCUGGGCGAUUGGUGCCAUGGCUGUCGAAAUUGCGACACUGAAGCCAUUAUUUCCGGGGGGGAACGAGGUUGACCAGGUGUGGAGGGUCUGCGAGAUUAUGGGCAGCCCGGGCAAUUGGUACAACAAAGCUGGUUCACGAGUUGGAGGCGGAGAUUGGAGGGAAGGCACUCGCCUGGCCGGCAAACUUGGAUUUUCCUUCCCAAAGAUGGCACCUCAUUCCAUGGAUACCAUACUUCAGCCUCCACAAUGGCCAGCUUCACUCAGCAACUUCGUCACGUGGUGUUUGAUGUGGGAUCCGAAGAGCAGACCGACAUCCACGCAAGCUCUGGCUCAUGAAUUCUUUACCGAUGCCGUUGAUCCUCUCCGGCCCAAGUCGUCGGCAUCAAAGAUGCUCGGUAGGAAGCAAUCGGACUUGAGCUAUCGUGGCUCCAAAGACUUGACAGAAAGUGCGACAUCAUCUUCGAAGUCAUCGUGGUUUAGAAAAUCGUUGAUCGGCCGGUCCGAGAGCUCCGCAAGCGUUGCGCAGUCAGCUGGAAAGGAGAACAUUGCUCCACGGCCCUCACCCGUGCAUGCAGCCACCGAGAUUCCAGUAACGAAGACCCGGCCACCAGCUGCCAAAAGAUCAACAUGGAACAAUGGUCCAUCCAACGGUGCUCCAAUGCCCAUUUUACCCACAAUCAAGCCCAUAUCCCCCUUGUCAGAUGCCGUCACAGCACAAGCAAGCAGUCGCACACCAUCAUAUAGCAAUUCAUACUCAAAUGCUAGUCAGCAGACAUUGAAUGUAGACGACAAAGUUGCCAAGAAAAUCGGCAGGCAGCUUUCGGUGGCAUCAACGAACAAUCACUAUGCCGAUAUACAUCGGCAACAAGCUGAGAUGGCCUUGAAUGGCAACUCGGGCCUUGCUUCGCCGCCCAAUGGGCAGAAAGAAAGUUUCUUCUCACAUUUGAGAAAACGAGCGAGGCGAUUCUCGGGCCGUCAAUCCCAGACACCAAUCUCACCCAAGUCAAUGGACAUUGAAGCCCAAGCAGGAUGUGGACCAUGGGCCAGCAAUCGUUCUUCGAUGGUAGUUGAUAGCAGCCAACUUCCAAGUCCUGUUCAAAAGGUCGAUACCUACGAGGCUUUAGAUAAGGCACUGCGAAAUGUGCAGCAGAAUCUUGACUCAUCCCAAGCAGGCAAUGCUCCCCCUCCGCCAAACCACCUCAUCAGUCCGAGCAGCGUCCUUAAGCGUCACCAUUCUCUUCCCCAACAACCCCGAUCAGUGGACAAUUUACGAGGCGUGGGACCAAUCUCAAGUCGGACACGGCGUUCUCAAGUGCCUGGCGGGGCUCGUCAAUACGAAACACCCGAUGAGGAAGACGAGUUGCUUGACGAGGUCUUAUCCAGCACCCACAGAGUUAUGAAACGGUUGGACCGAAAUUCUGGUCAGAACGAUGGUCGACAAGCCCUGAGACAGUCCUCCAGCAACCUGGCACUAUCAAAUCCCUAUCCUACUCCAUCCCCCUCGGCCAGUGGAAAUGCGGUCCUCUUCGGACAAGGCAUUACGCAUGUGACUCCCUCGAAAGCCCCAGUCAGGGACAAACAGUCAUCAACGCCACCGUACGACUACGAGGAGAAUGAAUGGGCCGCCGACGCCGCUGCAAGUCUCUUUGCAGCUUCGAGCCGCUUUUAG